Molecule: messenger RNA, 1712 nt
Organism: Mixia osmundae IAM 14324
Lineage: Eukaryota; Fungi; Basidiomycota; Mixiomycetes; Mixiales; Mixiaceae
Exons: 3
Coding region: 64-1632 (522 amino acids)
Biological process (GO): transmembrane transport
Cellular component (GO): membrane
Molecular function (GO): transmembrane transporter activity
Source: RefSeq, a predicted model, not a curated record
UUGACUUUGACAUGUGGACGACAUCGACGGCAUCGAGAUGACGACAUUGAGCGUACGCCAGCCAUGAAGCAGGUCGACGAGCCUUUGCCAGACGCAGAGCCAGACGAACGUACGCCGCUUCUGGCUCGGCGAGAUGCAGGGGAAGCGGGCCAGCAGGUCGCGGCAAGCAGAACGCCGCUGCCUGUCUUUCAGGUCUUCAUUCUGUGCAGCCUACGCUUCUGCGAGCCAGUCGGCAUGGCACUCAUCUUCCCCUUCGUCAACCAGCAGCUUGUAGAGCUGGGCAUUGCAGACGAAGACAACGUAGGCUACCUCAGCGGCGUCAUAGAAUCACUCUUCAGCUUGGCCCAAUUCGCGACGAUCCUACAGAUAGGCAGGCUCUCGGACCGGAUAGGCAGGAAGCCAGUCAUCCUCGGAGGCCUAGCAGGUGUCACGCUCUCUGCUACUGCCUUUGGCCUCUCGCAGAGCUUUGCCGCCAUGGCGAUCAGUCGUGCGCUGGCGGGCGGCUUGAACGGAAACGCCGCCGUCAUCAAGUCUAUGCUCGCCGAGCUGACGGAUGAGACAAAUCAAGGUCUCGCUUUCUCGUUUCUGCCGCUCUCGUGGGCAUUGGGAACCGUCGUCGCCCCGCUCAUUGGCGGCUUGCUGCCUCAUCCGGUCGAACGCUACCCACGUGUCUUUGGCCGCUCGACUUUCCUGAAAGCAUACCCAUACAGCUUUCUGCCGUGCUUUGUCGGAGCGCUCUUCCCGCUUUUUGGCGUCAUUGUAGGCUCAUUCUUUCUGAAAGAGACACUGCCGUCUCGAGUGAACCGAGAACUAGACAAGGGGCUAGGAGGAGAAGGCCAGCAAGAGAUAGACGCACACGAUGGGCUGCCGCCUCCGCCGCCUGUCGAGCUGGUCUCGGACGAGCGUCCCACAGUGCUAUCACUGCUUCGCGAUCAGCAGAUCGUCGCCAUACUUGUAGCUUACUCCUUCCUAGCGCUUCAGACCAUCUCGCUGGCUGCGCUGGUCCCACUGUUCGGUUACACGCCCAUAAGACUCGGCGGACUAUCGCUAUCCGAGCCCGAUUUAGGAGCAGCAUUGAGCUUCCAAGGCUUUGCUGUGCUCUUCUUCCAGGUCAUCGUUUUUCCGAUUGCGCAACGACGCAUGGGCACACUACCGCUCUACCGUUCAGCGAUGGCAAUGUAUCCUUUCGUGUUUGUACUAUUACCAGUCACACAUCUCCUCGCAAAACAACAGAGCGAUCGCACAGGCUUGUGGAUCUUCCUCCUCUUCACUCUGCUCGUCUCCUCGAUCGGCAACAUGGUCUUCGGCUGCAAUAUGAUCAUCGUCAACGGUGCAGCACCGAGUCAGGCGGCGCUGGGCACUCUGAACGGUCUGGCACAAUCGUGCGCCGCUCUUGUACGAGCCAUCGGGCCGGCAGCGUCGACGGCCUUGUUUGCUUUCGGCAUCGAUCAUCACAUCCUGGGCGGUCUGCUCAUAUGGGUGCUCCUCUUCGCUGUCUCGCUAUGCGCCUUUGCAUCCACCUUUGCACUGAAAGACAACAAAGCGGCGUGGCGACAAGCCGAGCCGCGUAGUCAGACGCCAUCCCGGACGCCGCGGCAGUUGAGCGAAGAGAGCAGCGAAGCGGGUCGAUAGAGGCAGUCUUGUAAUUUCAACUUGCCCGGCGGUAGAGAGACGAACAGUCUAUGUUGUAAAUUCGCGCACUUCGAUCGCAG